CCCAAAUUGGAAAUGGAAAUGGAAAUGGAAAUGGAAGUGGAAGAGACUCGGCUCGGUCAAAACGAAGAUGCAGAACAAAACGAAGAUGCUCUGAAGAAAAAUGAUGGUAAUGAAAACACCUCACCGGAGAUUAUGUUGGAAAAGGGUAACAAUUUUGUUGAAGAAAUUUCACCGAAUGAGAAGAACAAGGAAGAAAUUCCAUUGAUUACUCAAAUGGAAAUGGAAAUUGAAGUGAAAGAGACUCAGCUCGGUAAUGAAGAUGCAGAACAAGUUGCUGCUACUUCAAAGACAAAUGAUGGGAAUGAAAACACCCCAAUGGAGAUUAUGUUGGAAAAGAGUAACAAUUUUGUCGAAGAAAUCUCACUGAAUGAGAAGAACAAGGAAGAAGAAAUGGAAAUUGAAGUGAAAGAGACUCAGCUCGGUCAAAAUGAAGAUGCAGCUCCGAAGAAAAGUGAUGGUAAUGAGAACACCCAACUGGAAAUUAUGCUGGAAAAGGGUUACAAUUUUGUUGAAGAAAUUUCACUGAAUGAGAAGAAUAAGGAAGAAAUUCCAUUGAUUACUCAAGUCAGCGAUACAAAAGAAGAGAUUUCUGGAGAUACUAAUGAUAGUCAAAUUUCAACUGAAUCUAGUAAUAAGAAGAAGAUCAAGAGAAGAUGGACUUGCGAGGAGAAAAGGGAUCGGAAAAACUACUUUUCUAAUCAAGGCAAAGUAGUUUCUGAAACUUCGAAGUUCAUAAGGGAGGAAAAGAAGGUUAAAAUAAAUGGAACAAGUAAAAAAUGUUCAUCAAAUGGUGGUGCUGUUGUUAGAGUGAGAGAAGUGAUUACUCGUACUGAUAAGAAGCUUCUUGUUCUUGAUCUUAAUGGAUUGCUUGCUGACCUUUCUAACGACCUUGGGAGAAAAGCACGUACUAAGAGACCUUAUUGUGAUGAAUUUCUUAAAUUCUGCUUUGAAAGAUUUCAUGUGGGUGUUUGGUCUUCUAGAAAAAUGAGUAAUGUGAUUAAUGUAGUUAACUUUCUCAUGGGAGAUAUGAAAGAAAACCUUCUGUUUUGCUGGGAUGUAUCUCACUGUACAGAAACAGGUUUCAGAGUUCUAGGGGACUGGUAUAAGCCUUUAGUUCUAAAAGAGCUGAAGAAACUAUGGAAUAAGCAUGAACCAAAUCUUCCAUGGCAAAAGGGGGUUUUCAAUGAAUCAAACACAUUAUUGUUGGAUGAUUCCCCCUACAAAGCCCUAUGCAAUCCUCUGUACACUGCAAUCUUUCCAUCCUCAUAUACUCGAGAGGCUCCAAAUGACAACUCAUUAGGUCCAGGAGGAGAUCUGUGGGUCUAUCUAGAAGGUUUGGUUUUGGCUGGAAAUGUCCAGCAAUAUGUGGAGCAACACCCUUUUGGCCAGCCUGCUAUUACAAGCCGAAAUCCCAAAUGGGGUUUCUACCUAGAAGUUUUUAAUGCUGUUGUAAGAAAGAUGAGUCAGAUGGAGUUUUUAGAGUAUCUUUAGAGCAGAUUUGGGAGCAUUUUUGAAGGUCCUUUUAUAAUUUUAUAUAGGUCAACGUUACAUUAGGUUGAAAGGAAAAUGGUGCUUUGAGGAAGCUCUUGUGUUAGUUAAUGAGUCCCUACUACAGUUAAGUGGGCUUUGAAAAUAUUGUAUUAGACUUAGUAGUGGUAUUCCUCUCAAAAGCUACCAAAUAUAGUGUAGUGCCAUAUAUCCCUGUUGAUGGAUACACUUCUUUUCCACACAUGAUGCUUAACCACCACUCCAUAGAUAGAUCGAUUUCGACAGCCAGGUAUACACAUGCAACUCAAUUGUCCUACUUCUCCCUUCCCUUCAUAAUAUGUAUUUGUUCCGGAAGUGAAGUUGUUCAUGCUUUGGAUUCUUUGUUUUUUAA
Molecule: messenger RNA, 1879 nt
Organism: Papaver somniferum (opium poppy)
Lineage: Eukaryota; Viridiplantae; Streptophyta; Magnoliopsida; Ranunculales; Papaveraceae
Exons: 7
Coding region: 13-1491 (492 amino acids)
Molecular function (GO): phosphoprotein phosphatase activity
Source: RefSeq, a predicted model, not a curated record